AUGGCAUAUGUAAUUUGUACUGCUUAUCUGACAAGUGCUCUUAUUUUCAGCGUGGGCGAGGAUGGAGAUUGGGAUGAAACAGAUAUUCGAACACCUAACAACGAAACGACAUAUCAAGUAGGAGGUUUGCAGCCGUACACCGUGUACAGUUUUAGAGUAAUGGCAAUGAAUGCGAUGGGGCUCAGCGAACCAAGUAAACCUUCUUAUUACAUGGUUACCCUUCGUGAAGUUCCUGCGGGUCACGUAAUCGUAACGAAUGCCAAAAAUGUGUCGUCGAGCUCCGUUUACUUCAGUUGGCUUGCUCCACCGCCGGAUACGAUAUUUGGAGAAUUUUUAGGCUACCGCAUUUCUUACAAACCGAGAACAAAUCCUGAGGAUAACAAGGAAAUUUACUUACGAGAUCCUACGGUCACAAACCACAUUCUAACACAAUUAGAGCCAUGGACUCAAUACUACGUCACUGUCCAGGUAUUUAACCCCGAGGGACUUGGGCCCAACACUACAGUACUAAUAAUGACAGAUGAAGGCGAUAACAUGAAUUCUACCACCUUAAACCGGCCCUGUGCGAUGAUCAGAAAUAUCCCGAGAGGAAAAAUCGUUCGGUAUGAAAUCUAGAGAUAUGAUUGGCCACGAAAUGG
Molecule: messenger RNA, 638 nt
Organism: Anoplophora glabripennis (Asian longhorned beetle)
Lineage: Eukaryota; Metazoa; Arthropoda; Insecta; Coleoptera; Cerambycidae
Product: receptor-type tyrosine-protein phosphatase S-like
Exons: 4
Coding region: 1-615 (204 amino acids)
Biological process (GO): cell-cell adhesion
Molecular function (GO): protein binding
Source: RefSeq, a predicted model, not a curated record